GGUCUGCAGGAUGGCCGCAGCUCCUCAGGCACCAGGGAGGGGCUCCAUUCGGAAGACGAGACCUUUAACUGUGAAGACGUCAUUGAACAACCCGUAUACCAUCCGUUGGAGCCCUCUGGAGAGAGAGGAUAUGCACUUCAUAUUACAGACACUGGAAGACAGAUUUCAAUCUGUCGGACUUCAGAAGGUUGAGGAUAAGAAAAGAAAGAAAAAGCAGCCUCUUUUAAAAAAACAAAGCAAAGACAAAUGUCGCGUGGAUGUUGAUCUCAGUGAGGCUCUGAAGGAGAAAAACCCAGAAGGAAGCCAACAAGCAUCAGGGUGGACUCCCGUCCACGUCAGGAAGCAGCUGGCCAUUGGCAUUAACGAAGUCACCAGGGCUCUGGAAAGGAACGAACUGCUUUUGGUCCUAGUAUGUAAGUCAGUCAAGCCUGCCAUCAUCACCUCCCACCUGAUUCAGUUAAGUUUGAGCAGAACUGUUCCUGCUUGUCAGGUUCCCCGGCUCAGUGAGAGAAUUGCACCCGUCAUCGGCUUAAAGUGUGUCCUAGCCUUGGGGUUCAAAAAGAACACCACUGCCUUUGUUGAUGAAGUAAAAGCUAUCAUUCCCAGAGUGCCCAGUCUAAGUGUACCAUGGCUUCAAGACAGCCUUGAAGACCCCAGGGACAGUUUAGAGACUGAGUCUUUGGAAAGCCAAGACAAAGAGAUUUUGGAAACUUCCUUUGAAGACCUCUCUAAACAUAAGAGAAAGCCCACUGAAGGACAGCAAGCUGUGGUGUUACAACCCCUUAAAAUAAAGAAACUCAUUCCAAACCCCAAUAAGAUAAGGAAACCACCCAAGAAUAAAAAAACGACUUCAAAGUAAUCUCGUAUAAACUUGUCAUUUUGUACAAUUGUAAAAUGACACCUAUGAAAGAGCCUUGAAACUAUUAAAAUGAGUUACUUUUACAUAUA
This is a messenger RNA of Ceratotherium simum simum (southern white rhinoceros), 948 nucleotides long. It is a transcript of the gene RPP38, whose product is annotated as ribonuclease P/MRP subunit p38. The record is from RefSeq and is a predicted model, not a curated record. NCBI's taxonomy places the organism in Eukaryota, Metazoa, Chordata, Mammalia, Perissodactyla, Rhinocerotidae. Gene Ontology annotation, cellular component: nucleolar ribonuclease P complex; ribonuclease MRP complex; fibrillar center. Gene Ontology annotation, molecular function: ribonuclease P activity; ribonuclease P RNA binding. Gene Ontology annotation, biological process: tRNA 5'-leader removal.